This is a messenger RNA of Callorhinus ursinus (northern fur seal), 4019 nucleotides long. RefSeq names its product Rho GTPase activating protein 28 (gene ARHGAP28). Gene Ontology annotation, molecular function: GTPase activator activity. The record is from RefSeq and is a predicted model, not a curated record. Gene Ontology annotation, biological process: negative regulation of stress fiber assembly; regulation of actin filament polymerization; signal transduction. NCBI's taxonomy places the organism in Eukaryota, Metazoa, Chordata, Mammalia, Carnivora, Otariidae. Gene Ontology annotation, cellular component: cytoplasm.
CCCGCUGGUGACCGAGUCCCGGUGCGCUGGUCCAUGCUGGUCCCCGCCUUUGUUCUCGGGCCGGAGCGGGGACAUGCGCGGCUGAGGAUGGAAGUGGAAGACUCGGGCGGCGUGGUGCUGACCGCCUACCACUCGUACGCUCGCUCCCAGCCGCCCAGCUCCGAGCCACGCUGCGCGCCCAGGGCCACCGCCAGCCACCCGGGCAGCAGAAAAUCUAUUUCUCGCUGCCGAAGAAUUAACAGGAUGCUCUCCAAUGAAUCUCUACAUUCUCCUGCAUUUAGCCGCUCCAACUCACAAGCCUCCGUAGACAGCACCUCCAUGGAGGAUUUCUUGCGGGAAAUAGAAAGCAUUAAAGAGAACAGCAUAGGCCACGUGGGAGGACAGGAAGAGCAGAUACCAGCUGAGGUCAAACCUGUGGAUGAAGGAGAACUUGAAGCAGAGUGGUUGCAAGAUGUGGGUUUAUCAACCCUGAUCUCGGGUGAUGAAGAGGAGGAUGGCAAAGCCUUGCUCUCUACACUGACUCGAACCCAAGCAGCUGCAGUAAAAAAGAGAUAUAACACUUACACUCAAACCAUGAGAAAAAAGAACAAGCAAUCUGUUCGGGAUGUCAGAGACAUCUUUGGAGUCAGCGAAUCUUCUCCAGGUGAUACCUGUGACAACCAUCCUGCUCAGUUGGAUGGAACCCAGGAGGAAAAAGAGCUGCCAGGAGUUAUCAAAACAAGUGGUUCCUUGCCAGAUGAUGCUUCCCUCAACAGUACCACCCUGUCAGAUGGUUCCCAAGAUGAAGAAGGGAGUUUUGCAGUUCCUAGGAGUGGCCCUGUGUCUAUACUUGAGACUAUUCCAGCUCUACCAGUUCAUUCCAACGGAUCUCCAGACCCUGGACAGUCAGUUCAGAGUGCAAUGAGUGAUGAUGAUUAUCUGAAAAAAAAUAUUCCACCAGAAACUGAAGAGCUGUCCUUUGAAGUAUCUUACUCAGAAAUGGUUACAGAGGCUCCAAAAAGAAGUAAAUUUAAGAAGUCAAAUUUUAAGAAAGAGGACUAUGCUUUAACUAAAUUUAUUGUCCAGAAAACCAGAUUUGGCCUAACUGAAGCAGGAGAUCUGUCUGCUGAAGACAUGAAGAAAAUCCGCCAUCUCUCUCUCAUUGAACUGACUGCCUUUUUUGAUGCCUUUGGAAUCCAGUUGAAAAGAAACAAAACUGAGAAAGUAAAAGGACGAGACAAUGGUAUUUUUGGCGUUCCACUUACAGUCCUAUUGGACAGUGACCGAAAGAAAGACCCUGGAGUGAAGGUCCCCCUGGUGUUACAAAAAUUUUUUGAGAAAGUUGAGGAAUCGGGCCUGGAAUCUGAAGGAAUUUUUCGACUUUCAGGAUGCACUGCCAAAGUCAAGCAAUACCGUGAAGAACUGGAUGCCAAGUUUAAUGCUGAUAAAUUUAAAUGGGACAGAAUGUGCCAUAGAGAAGCUGCAGUAAUGUUGAAGGCAUUUUUCAGAGAACUACCCACCUCUCUUUUCCCUGUGGAAUAUAUACCUGCCUUCAUCACUCUCAUGGAAAGAGGGCCUCACAUCAAAGUACAGUUUCAAGCUUUACAUCUCAUGGUCAUGGCACUGCCCGAUGCCAACAGGGACACAGCCCAGGCCCUCAUGACAUUCUUCAAUAAAGUGAUUGCCAACGAAUCAAAAAACCGAAUGAGUAUAUGGAACAUUUCUACUAUAAUGGCACCAAACCUUUUCUUCAGUCGAAGCAAACAUUCUGAUUAUGAAGAAUUACAGUUAGCAAACACUGCAGCCCACAUCAUCCGCCUAAUGCUUAAAUACCAGAAAAUUCUGUGGAAGGUUCCAUCUUUCUUAAUCACGCAAGUCAGAAGAAUGAACGAGGCUACCAUGUUGUUAAAGAAGCAGCUCCCAAGUGUCAAAAAGCUGCUGAGGAGGAAGACCAUAGAACGAGAGGUUAUAAGCCCCAAGACUUCAAAGGUACUGCAAAAAUCACCCUCUUCGAGAAGAAUGUCUGACGUGCCGGAAGGAGUCAUAAGGGUCCAUGCUCCACUUCUCUCUAAGGUGUCCAUGGCCAUUCAGCUCACUAGUCACACCAAGGCCAAAGACAUACUGGCAAAAUUUCAAUAUGAGAACAGUCAUGGUUCAUCAGAAUGCAUUAAGAUUCAGAAUCAACGGUUAUAUGAAAUUGGAGGAAAUAUAGGGCAGCAUUGCUUGGAUCCAGACGCUUAUGUAUUGGAUGUAUAUCAUGUAAAUCCUCAAGCAGAGUGGGUGAUUAAACCCCAACCAAGUUUUUGAAAUAAUCCCCAAGAUGGCAGCUAUCAUGUAUUAUAUGCCAAGAAGAUUCUACAUUUGGUAGGGAAAAUAACAAGACUGUUUUUGACAUGUUUGUUCCAAUAACCCUCUUGGUGUUUCUCAGCCCAAGUGGUGUCUCCCAGCAUUGUCAACAUGAACUGUGGAGGAGGAGCUGGUUUACUGAGCUGAGGCAUUCUCCUAUGGUUCCUUGAUAAUGGUGAAGGAAAGACGCUGUGAUUGUUCCAGAAGAAAGGCCAAUCUAGCAUAUGGAACUCUAAUCAUUUCUAGUACUUUGACUUCACAGCAGAAAUGAACUUUGUCUUAUACCUAAAGAUAAAAAACACUCCUUUUUGUAGCAGAUGCUACCAAACACAAGAGAUGGAAGAGAGUCUUUUUUAUACUUAUCUUAUAUACAUAUGUUGACCUUUCUGAACAAUGCCAGAAAUAUCAGUAAUUUCUGCUCUGCAAAAUAAUUCAGAUCUGCUUUUCAAAGGGAAUCAGUUUCUAAAGUUAUGCAUACAAUAUUGUUGCUCUGACUUGCUCCCAAAUUGGAGGAGGAUGAACUUCUGUUGAAAGAACACUGUAUUGUUAAGUAUGUCGUACUGUAUUAUGACUGUCCGCAUCUGGUGCAAGUGAACAUUUCUCUCUUGUAGAUUAUUGAAAAUUGAUAUUUAUAAAGCUUAUUCUCUUAUGAGCACAGGUUCCAUAGCAAAUGACAGAGGGUGUUCUUAUGCUUUCAUAACCUUCUGUGUAGUUAAUAGUCACAGAACCUCUAUCUUUUCAACAUGAUUAUGGUGCUCAAUGAAAAACUUUCUCUGUGCCAGGCACAGAUUUCUUUUCCUGAUCAAACAUAUCAUUUUUUAAUAUUUUACAACUAUAGAUAGUCACUUCUGUAGCCCCAAUUUAAAAAUAUAGAAUUGUCUUUAUCCAGCUGCUCUUCAUCCAAAAGUACUGAAAAAUACUGUUAUAUCCAGAUUUUAUAUGCUGUAAAAGCAAAUUAUUUCUGUUCAUCAAUCAUAGACAUGGCCAAGCACUAUGGAUUAGCCUCAGGCUUUAAAAUCAGAUGCAUAUUUGGUAAGCUGGAAACUAUUCUUGCUAUGAAGAUCCUGCAGAGCCAUUUUCCAGACCUGCAGUUGAUGAGAACACACUGUUCUCCACAAUCUAAUGGAGAGCAAAUCUGCCAUGUGCUGAGCGGUCAGACAGCUCUGCCUUUCAUCUUGAGAUUGCAGAUAUAGUUCUAGGGCUAGCUAGAAAUGGGGACAGAGGUCUCAUUUAUCCUACAUGUGUGCUUUGGAUUAGAAUCCACAGAUUGAUAUUUCAUUGAAUUUAUAAUAAUUUUAAUGAGAUUUAAUGUCCAGAUGACUCUUUUGCAGUUCGAACAAUAAAGUUACAGAUACAGAAAACAUUUUACCAAUGCUUUGGAAACCAAAUGUUUUUACCGAUGUUUCUACUUAACAGUUCUCAAAACAUGAUGUGAUAAUAAUUCAAGCCCACAUAUAGAAGAAAUCUUUUUUUUUUCUUUUUUUUUUUUAAAGUAGGCUCCACACCCAGCAUGGAGCCCAACGCGGGACUUGAACUCAUGACCCUGAGAUCAAGACCUGAGCCAAAAUCAAGAGUCGGAUACUUAACCGACUGAGCGACCUAGGUACCCCUAAAAGAAAUCUUUUAUAUGCAGCAUUAUUAUGCCUAGAUAUCUCUAAAAACAUUAUUUAUAUUCAACAUGUAGAUAAUUAUGU